Messenger RNA from Phoenix dactylifera (date palm), 1714 nucleotides. RefSeq names its product homeobox protein knotted-1-like LET6. Gene Ontology annotation, molecular function: DNA-binding transcription factor activity, RNA polymerase II-specific; DNA binding. Gene Ontology annotation, cellular component: nucleus. Gene Ontology annotation, biological process: regulation of DNA-templated transcription. The record is from RefSeq and is a predicted model, not a curated record. NCBI's taxonomy places the organism in Eukaryota, Viridiplantae, Streptophyta, Magnoliopsida, Arecales, Arecaceae.
AGUUUUGCCCUCCCCAAAUGUUAGCCCAUGCACACAAGAAGGAUAGAGAGAGAGAAGGCCAUUAAUAAUUGAGACUGCAACAUAGGAUUUUCCCUGUGAAACGGCUUGGCAAAAAGUAGCAGCAGGAGUGGCCAGUGUCGACCAGCAAAAAACCCGGGAGUAGGGGAUAAAAGGCAUUUCCCCAGCCCAGAGCUAAAAACGCUGCAGCUCCCAUUUAGUUACCAGACAAAGGAAGAAAUAAUUAUCAUCAUCAUCAUAAAAGCCUAAUAUAUACCAACCCCUAUUUAUUCUUUUCUUUCCCACGCUCAUUCCCUCGCUCUUUCUCUCUAUCUUCUCCCAGCAUCCCGCACACGGAGAGAGCUUUCUGACGAGAGAAAUGGAGGGCCGGAGCGGGAGCGGCGGAGGCGGCGAUAGCUCGUGCCUGAUGGGCGGCUUCGGCGAGGGCAGCAGCGGCCUCUCGCCGCUCAUGAUCAUGCCUCUUAUGGCGUCACGUUCCAUUCCGACACCAACUCCACACAUGUCCAACAACGGUCUCUUCGUACCUCCCCCGCCGAGCAACGCCGGCGGCGAGGACUAUGAUAACAACGUCAUCAAGGCCAAGAUCAUGGCGCAUCCUCAGUACCCUCGACUCCUCUCCGCCUACGUUAACUGCCACAAGGUGGGAGCGCCGCCGGAGGUGGUGGCGAGGCUGGAGGAGGCGUGCGCGACGUCGCUGAUGAUGGGCCGGGCUUCGUCCUCGUCGGCGGCGGCUGGGGAUGGAGGGAAUGGCGGCGGCGGCGAGGAUCCGGCGCUGGACCAGUUCAUGGAGGCCUACUGCGAGAUGUUAACCAAGUACGAGCAGGAGCUCUCCAAGCCUUUCAAGGAAGCCAUGCUUUUCCUCUCUCGGAUUGAUUCCCAAUUUAAGUCCCUCUCCCUCUCCACUCCCCCUCCUCCUCAAGUGUAUGGGGAGCAGUUGGAAAGGAACGGAUCAUCUGAGGAAGAGUUUGGUGCAUCUGAGAAUUAUGUCGAUCCUCAAGCUGAGGACAGGGAGCUUAAAGGUCAACUCCUUCGGAAAUACAGCGGCUAUCUCAGCAGCCUUAAGCAGGAAUUUUUGAAGAAGAGGAAGAAAGGGAAGCUGCCCAAAGAGGCCCGGCAACAGCUUCUUGACUGGUGGAAUAGGCACUACAAGUGGCCAUAUCCUUCGGAGGCGCAGAAGCUGGCACUGGCGCAAUCAACGGGACUCGACCAGAAGCAAAUAAACAACUGGUUCAUCAACCAAAGGAAGCGCCACUGGAAGCCGUCGGAGGAGAUGCAGUUCGUGGUGAUGGACACGGCGCAUCCUCACUACUUCAUGGACAAUAGUCUUGGCAAUCCCUUUCCCUUGGACUGUGCCCCGGCUCUUCUUUGACUUCACUCUAUGGAUGUUCUAGCUCUCAUCUCUGAACUCGUGUGUAUGAUCUACGUAAGUUAGAGUUUGUACGUGUUUGCAGCUUGGACGCUUAUCAUAAUGCCUGCUGACCUAUGUAUGAGUAUGGAAGCCGUUAUUGUCCGUCUGUAGUUCUGCUGGAGCAGACGUUCUUUUGGACGCUGUGCUUUGGUUUGUUCCGCCCAAGUGUCUUCUGGGGUCUCUUCUGAUUGCUGUAGCAAUAAUGGAUUGUAGUGUCUAUUUGGGUACUGUCUCCACUGUGCUUCAUCACGUUGAUGUCUAACGUGUAUUGGGAGUUCUAUUCUGAUG